Molecule: messenger RNA, 324 nt
Organism: Pyricularia pennisetigena
Lineage: Eukaryota; Fungi; Ascomycota; Sordariomycetes; Magnaporthales; Pyriculariaceae
Exons: 1
Coding region: 1-324 (107 amino acids)
Source: RefSeq, a predicted model, not a curated record
AUGUUCUCUUGCGUCUCCAAUAGCUUUGGCCUGUUGGUGAGCCGCGGCGUUAGGGAAACCCUCGCCGAAACCAUCAAAGUCCUCAAAUGCGGUGAUCUUUCCGGGUCUACCUCCUGGGCGGGCAUUUUAUGGUGGGGCAUCCUUGCGGUGGCAGCCGUUCACAAGUUCGUCCCCGACGCGCCCGAGACGCCAAACAUCAAAAAGAUAUUUCCAGAAGAUGACUGGUGUAGCACAGCUAGCGCAAAUGCCCGGCCAGAGUCGCCCGAGUUUGUGGCCGUCGUUCCCCGAAAGGUACACCUUAGCUCCCAAAAUUCCUGGGGAUGA